GCCGGGGUCUUCCGCCUCGACCUUCCGGCCAGCAGGCCAAUGGGCGCAGACGCCGCGCUGUCUGUCAUGGUCGCCUUCGCGUCGCGAUCCAGGCGCUGAGGGAGGCACCGUGGCCUCCACCCGUCUGCUCGCCGGGCACUGCAGCAGCCAUGGGCACGGUGCAGGCGCGGAGUUUGGACCCUCUUCCAAUGAGUGGACCUGAUUUAGGUGCUUUAGGAGAAGAAGCUGAUCUAAUUGAAGUUGAACCUGAAACCAGACAGGAAAUUCUUGAAAACAAGGAUGUGGUGGUUCAACAUGUACACUUCGAUGGACUUGGAAGAACCAAAGACGAUAUUAUCAUGUAUGAAAUCAGUGAUGUUUUCAGGGCUAAAAACCUGAUUGAUGUAAUGAGAAAAUCACAUGAAGCUCGUGAAAAGUUGCUUCGACUGGGAAUUUUUAGACAGGUGGAAGUUCUGAUUGAUACUUGUCAAGGAGAUGAUGCCCUUCCAAAUGGUUUAGAUGUAACAUUUGAAGUAACAGAAUUGAGAAGACUAACUGGAAGCUAUAACACUAUGGUCGGCAAUAAUGAAGGCAGCAUGGUCCUUGGGCUCAAAUUCCCUAAUCUCUUUGGACGUGCAGAGAAGGUGACCUUCCAGUUUUCCUAUGGAACUAAGGAAACUUCAUAUGGCCUAUCAUUCUUCAAACCACAGCCAGGCAACUUCGAAAGAAAUUUUUCAGUAAACCUGUAUAAAGUAACCGGACAGUUUCCUUGGAGCUCUCUUCGUGAAACUGACAGAGGAGUAUCAACAGAAUUUAAUUUUCCAAUAUGGAAGACAUAUCACACGCUCAAGUGGGAAGGUGUCUGGAGAGAGCUUGGAUGUCUCGCAAGAACAGCAUCUUUUCCUGUUCGAGAAGAAAGUGGACACUCUCUUAAAUCUUCUCUCUCUCAUGCCAUGGUAAUCGAUUCUCGGAACUCUUCAAUCUUGCCAAAACGAGGUGCUCUGCUGAAAAUUAAUCAGGAGCUGGCUGGCUACAGUGGUGGAGAUGUGAGCUUUCUGAAAGAGGACUUUGAGCUUCAGUUGAAUAAGCAGGUUUUUUGGGAUUCGGUAUUUUCGGCAUCUCUCUGGGGUGGAUUGUUGGUUCCUGUUGGAGACAAGCCGUCCAGUAUUGCUGAUAGGUUUUAUCUUGGUGGACCAACAAGUGUUCGUGGAUUCAGUAUGUACAGCAUUGGACCCCAAAGCGAAGGUGAUUACCUGGGAGGAGAAGCCUUUUGGGCUGGUGGCCUGCACCUGUACACGCCUCUCCCUUUUCGGCCAGGCCGGGGGGGAUUUGGAGACCUUUUCAGAACACACUUCUUCCUCAAUGCUGGAAACCUCUGCAACCUUAACUAUGCUGGGGAGUCGAACAUACAGCCCACAGGCUGUAUUCAGACCACACCAGUGAGUCAUCCAGCCUGCAAGGCUUCUUUCUGGCCAGACAACUUGCCUCCAGAUCCAGUCUGCAGGACUUGUCACCACAGCUUGCAGACCUACUGUGCCAGUGCUACACUCGGGGUUAAAACUGCCCACCACAAAUUUUCCCUUUGUUGAUGGCCGCCUGGCAUAUAAAUGGGCAGUGAAGCAGAGACUUUAACCCCUGUGUGCUGACUACAAUGACACAGCAGCUCCAGCAGCCAUUGUAAAGGGAGGUUAAGUGGCAGUGGUAUUAACUCCUUGGCUGCUGGCGCUGACACAGCAGUUGUAGCCACAGUAAGAAGCCCUGUGGGCUGGAUCCAGAGAGGAGUCAUCUGGCCCGCAAGAAUCGCUAUGAUAGACUCUAGUCUGCCAACUCAGGUGAGUUUGACAGCCAUGGUUUACAUAGUUUACACUGUAAAAAUUAUAGCGGGCAAAAACAUAUGCUAAAAAAUAGUAGGCUACAUUUUAGUCAUCUUUGCAUUUGUCAGGUUAGCAGGUAAAGUGGUAAUUAUAGUAGACCUCUCUAAAUCACUUUUUAAAAUAAACUUUUUAGGCCCAGGAACUUUUCAGGAUGCAGAAGCCUGUCUAGUUAGGCUAACUUUGAUAGCUGUUUGUGUAAUACUUGCUUUGCUAGACACACUAGGUUUUGGAGAAAAAUAGAAGAAUCAAAUUACAGAUUAAAAAGUUAAGGCACCAUAAUGUAUCCUGAGUAUGGGAUAAUUAUUAGGGCUUUGUGAGAUUUCGCUGGCUAUUCCGUUUUGACGCUGUUUUGACUCGUUUCAAGCUUGAAACAGUGAAAUCAAAUGAA
Alligator sinensis (Chinese alligator) is the source of this 2241-nucleotide messenger RNA. It is a transcript of the gene SAMM50, whose product is annotated as SAMM50 sorting and assembly machinery component. Bases 150 to 1568 code for a protein of 472 amino acids. Gene Ontology annotation, biological process: protein insertion into mitochondrial outer membrane; mitochondrial respiratory chain complex assembly. The transcript has 14 exons. Gene Ontology annotation, cellular component: outer membrane; SAM complex. NCBI's taxonomy places the organism in Eukaryota, Metazoa, Chordata, Crocodylia, Alligatoridae. The record is from RefSeq and is a predicted model, not a curated record.